This is a messenger RNA of Contarinia nasturtii (swede midge), 6305 nucleotides long. It is a transcript of the gene DCX-EMAP, whose product is annotated as echinoderm microtubule-associated protein-like CG42247. The coding region runs from base 1387 to 4626 and encodes 1079 amino acids. The record is from RefSeq and is a predicted model, not a curated record. Gene Ontology annotation, molecular function: microtubule binding. Gene Ontology annotation, biological process: microtubule cytoskeleton organization; intracellular signal transduction. The transcript has 14 exons. NCBI's taxonomy places the organism in Eukaryota, Metazoa, Arthropoda, Insecta, Diptera, Cecidomyiidae. Gene Ontology annotation, cellular component: mitotic spindle.
UCGUGUGGAAAGUGGUUGCGGUCUUAAGAAACUACAACAUACGGUCGUCGACUAUGCUUAAAUCUCGGCGCAACUGUAUCUAACUGCACUAUACUGGGCAGACCGAUUGAGUGUAAAUUUUAAGAGCACAAAUAAACGAAAAAGAGACAUUUUAACAGAGGGCCACUAAAAUAGUCCAGAUAGUAAAUAAGCAAAUCGAGUAUAUUUAUAUCGUAAAUCACAUUCAAUUCAAGUGCGUAAAAGUUAGUGAAAUCCAGAAAAUUUAAAAAUCAAAAAUAAAUAGAGGACGGGAGAGAGACAUAGAUAGAAUAUGCGGAAUUUCGUUUGAUGGCGUUGAACCUUAGGGCCGAUUAUACGAAAAAAGGAGACCGAAACAGCGAAAUUCAUGAAUACAAUAUGGCAAUUGAAAAAAUACUCCACAUUUCCAUAUGAAAAUCGCCUAUAAGUUCGCGUUUUCUUGGUGUGUAAUGAGGUCAAUUCAAUGCUUGACGACUCGAUUCACGGCAGGUGUGUGUGUGUGUGUGUGUUUUGUGUGUGCAUUAAAUGGGCAAACUGAAACUUAAACGAAUGGAAUUUUCGAUGUUUUUAUUUGGAACAUUUACUAUAACGAAAAACUGAAGCGAUUUAAGCGACAAAUAAAAGAAAAACAAAACCAAACACAUUGAAAAUAAAAGAAAGUUCGACAAAUCAAAGUUCAAAUUAUCGAAUAUUGUGCAAAUAAAUCCUUGAUAAAUUGAGUGAAAUUGAAUGAAACAUGAAAAGAAAAUAGAGUGAUAAAAGUAUUAGUUUUGAACAAAGCGCGAUUUAACUAAGUUUCAAUGUGAAAUUCCGGACCACGAAAAAUUCGUCCUUUGCAUUCUUUUCAAUUUUUAAUGUUGUUGUUGUUGUCGGUGAACGAGUCAAGCGAACACAAUUUUCUUAAUAAGAACAAAAAUCGAAUCAAAAACGAAAAGACAGCGAGAUAGAGAGAUAGAGAGAGAGAGAGAGAGAGAGAGAGAGAGAGAGAGAGAAAUAAAGAAAAUUAAUUUGUAACAUUAUAGUCGUUGGUGAGAAAUAGACAAAGACAGACAUUACAAUCCAUUAUACUAUAUAGAUUAUACACUUUUCAUUAUAUUGCUCGCGAUUUGUGCUCGAUUAGCUCCCAUUUCUCAAUUGAGAAAAAAAAACCCGAAUCAUUCCAUUUCUUGAGCGUCAAACCACCAGCAUUCUCAUUUUAUCAAUCAAACAUUUGACCGUUUGCCGCAAACCAGAUAUUAUGCAAUUUUUUUUGAAAGUAGCGCAACAAGAACCAACAAGACCAAAUUAAAACAAAAAAAAAAAAAAUAGCAGAAAAAUAGCACUAAACAUACAAAUUAAAAUCAAACACAUACACACGAUUUUUUGAAUAUGGUUUCUGGCCCACAAAACAACCGUGAAGAGGCCGAUGCACAUGCUGAAACGAAUCCGAACGUCAACACAUCUGAAGUGGAGCAGGACGACGAUAUUGACGUUGAUCAAGACGACGAACAAGACGUUGAAUAUACUGAAGACGAUUCAAAUAAUAAUCCAGACGGCGAACACUUAGAGGAAACGGAUCGCAACGGCGAUAAUACUGCACGUAGUAUGCCGAAUGAAAAUGCAAUCAACGAUGCACCAAAUUCAACAAAUGACGCUGAUAAUCACACAUCAACUGGACAUCACAUGAAAAAUAGUCCAUCUGACGAAGAAUUUUUUGCCGGACCGUCAACAGGUGGUUAUGGUCAUCAAUCCGAUGGACAUCCACGCGAUAAUAUGAGUGAAAUUUCAUCACAAGCACCGGGUUUGAUACGUUCAAAAUCACGAACCGAUAUGAGCGGUGCGAGUAGCCGUUAUCAAAAUCUCUCAUAUUGGAAGGCGCGUCGUUUGAUUUUUUAUCGAAAUGGUGAUCCAUUCUUUCCGGGCGUUGAGUAUCGCUUUAAACCAGGUCGUGAUGUGAAUAGUCUAGAAUCGUUGUUGGAUAAAAUAUCACCGAAAAUGGAUUUACCGCGUGGUGCUCGUUAUGUAUUCUCAAUGGAUGGUGAUCGAAAGUAUACAUUAGACGAACUAGAAGAUGGUGCCUCGUAUGUACUUUCAAGUUUGAAGGUUUUCAAGCCAGCAAGUUACGGUAAAAAGAACGGCAUGUGGUAUGCAUCUCCAGGCAAUCAAGGUUGGGGCAACAAAUCAGCCGCACGCAAUUCAUCCGUUUUAGAUGCAGACAUCACACCGACUGCUCCAAAUGUCCUGAAACCAAGCGCGGGCCGUGUUAUUCGAAUUGUCAACAAUUUGGAUCACAAUCAGCAGUGUCGAGUUUUACUCAAUUUACGAACGUCACAGCCAUUUGAAGAGGUGCUAGAAGAUUUGGGGCAAGUACUAAAAAUGACGGGUGCUAAACGAAUGUACACAUCAAUGCAUGCCUCCCAUGCAAAUGAAGUGCGAAGCUUUUCUCAGCUGCGCAAUGAAUUUGCCGACAUUGAAACAUUUUAUUUAGAUUCAAGUGCAACAGCAAUUGCUCCGAUUGGAUCGCCAAUCAGACGAUCACGAUCACGUAAUAAUGUAUCAACGGCAGCGGUGACAACAGCAGCUGCCACUGUUUUACACGAUGAACCGGUUAAAGCGUCCGUUCGACAACGGGCCCGAAGCAAAAGUCGUCCGCGUGUAUUGUAUGCACCAGAAAAUGAGAUCGCACAACGAGGCAGUGCCGAUUUUACUGCAUUGGAUAUUGCCAAAGAAGAUCCAAUUAAAUUAAAUAUACGAGGUUUACGACGCACGUUUUAUCCACCAAUACAUCAUCCACCUGUUGACAAUACAGCGCCAGAUAAAAAAUUACAAUUGCAAUGGGUGCACGGCUAUCGUGGAUUGGAUGUACGUAAAAAUCUUUGGGUUUUACCAUCCGGGGAAUUGUUAUAUUUUGUUGCGGCCGUUGCUGUUUUAUACGACAGAGAUGAAGAAGCGCAACGACACUAUACAGGACACACAGAAGAUAUUAUGAGCAUGGAUGUUCAUCCUUCGCGUGAACUUGUUGCAUCAGGUCAACGAGCUGGAUCCGAUCGAAAAUCACAAGCGCACGUUCGAAUUUGGAGUACUGAAUCUCUUCAAACUUUAUACGUAUUUGGGAUGGGAGAACUUAAUGUUGGCGUCACCGCCGUUGGAUUCUCUCAAUUGAAUGGCGGUAGUUAUAUAUUGGCAGCCGAUGCUAGUCCAGAGAGUGUUCUGUCGGUGUGGCAAUGGCAAUGGGGACAUUUAUUAGGAAAAGUUGCGACGUUGCAAGAGAAUUUAUCGGGUGCGGUAUUUCAUCCGUUGGAUGAUAAUUUGAUAAUAAGUCAUGGACGUGGCCACUUAUCAUUUUGGCAUCGUCGCAAAGAUGGUUUCUUCGAACGAACGGAUAUUAUAAAGCAGCCGUCGCGAACGCAUGUGACAAGUGUUCAAUUUGAACCGGAUGGUGAUGUGAUCACGGCCGAUACAGAUGGUUUUAUCACCAUAUACAGUGUUGAUGCGGAUGGUGCCUAUUUCAUUCGUAUGGAAUUUGAGGCGCAUAGCAAAGGUAUCAGCAGUUUAGUGAUGUUAUCAGAAGGUACUCUAUUGUCGGGUGGUGAAAAAGAUAGAAAAGUGGCCGCAUGGGAUUCAUUACAAAACUAUAAAAAAAUUAAGGACACAAAACUACCAGAGUUAGCCGGUGGGGUGCGUACAAUAUAUCCACAGCGACCGGGUCGAAAUGAUGGUAAUAUUUAUGUUGGUACCACACGGAAUAGCAUUGUUGAAGGUUCAUUGCAACGACGAUUCAGUCAAGUGGUCUUUGGCCAUGGUAGACAAUUGCUCGGUUUGGCCGUUCAUCCCGAGGAGGAGAUCUUUGCAACGGCCGGUUGCGAUAAAAAUAUCGCUUUAUGGCGACGACAAAAACUUUUAUGGACAUGUCAUUCGGGCUACGAAUGCGUAUCGUUGGCUUUCCAUCCAUUUGGUUCAGCAUUAGCGGUGGGCAGCACUGAGGGACAUUUACUUAUUUUGAACGCUGAAAAUGGCACCACCAUGAUCACACUCAGAGUUUGUGGUUCACCAUUGAAUUGCAUCAGUUACAAUCAAGUUGGCGAUAUGAUAGCGUUGGGGUCGCAAAAUGGAUGUAUCUACCUGUUUCGUGUAUCAAGAGAUGGAUUUUCUUACAAAAAAUUAAACAAAAUUCGUGGCACACAACCAUUACAGCAUGUCGAUUGGAGCAUGGACGGAUUCUUUUUGCAAACGGUUACCGUUGAUUUUGAUUUACUUUUCUGGGAUGUUCGAAGUUUGUCGCCCGAACGAAGUCCAAUUGCAAUGAAGGAUAUAAAAUGGUUAUCACAAAAUUCGACCGUUGGCUUUUUGGUGGCUGGCAUGUGGAACAAUCGAUACUAUUCGAAUUCAUCGACAACAAUAACUACAUGCAAUCGAGCUUCUGGACACGAUAUGCUGGCGUCUGGCGAUGCUGAAGGCUAUAUUCGACUAUUCAGAUACCCGUGCAUAAGCAAUCGCAGUGAAUAUCAUGAGAUAAAAGCGUAUUCGGGUGCAAUUGGUUGUCUGCGUUUUCUUUACGGUGACAAUUCACUAGUUACAGUUGGUGGAACUGAUGCAUCUCUAAUGGUCUGGGAUCUAAUUGAAGAAUAACCUCGGUGGGCGCCGUGGCGCAGUUCAUUUGUAGAGCCACAGCAGCACACACAAACUGUUCUAGAAUCACAACGUUCAUUUAUAGCAUCUCCCGUAUGUACCGAUAAUCUAAUGCCAAACAAAUGGAAUACCAGAACCGAGCGACGAGACAGUUCACCAACGAUAAUGCAUAUGGAAAGAGAGAGACAUCGAAAUCAACGUGACAGAGGCUUCAAUUAUGUAGAUCAUAGAAUAUUUUCACCAAAUGAUUCAUUUUCCAUAGUUGACUUUGAUUGAUUUCCAACCAUUUAAAUCAAAUGCAAAUGUGUGCCAUGAAUUCGAUUGAGAUUUUCCACAAAAAUUGAUUGAUAUUAUUCUCUCUCACACACUCUCUCUUUGUCUCUAACGAAAGUGUUUUUUUGAGCUUGAAUUAAUAGAUGAAGAAAUUGCCCGUUCUUCGGUAAAUCAACCAUAAAUAAGUAAAUGACUCUUCCGAAUGUGUGUGAUUAGGCGCACUUUUUGCACAUUAAAUUUGAAUAUCGUUGACCUUGCCCAAAAAAACCCAGUGACAUUCAUCCAGAAUUGAUUUUUUUUCUCCAGUUGAAUGAAAAAGAUUUUUUACAGUUAAAAUACAUAUAUAGAAACCAAUGAUACCGUUGACGCCAUUUCAUCAAAUCAUUACCAUUUUGAAAGCGAGUGAUGAAGUCGAUGAUUAAAAUAAUGUUAGUUAUUUUCACAUAUUUGAAUAAUAUUUUGCAGAGCUUCAGAAAAAUUUUGCCUCUUUUCUAUUCAUAUUACAUCGCUGUCAGCUUCCACCAAAACAGAUUUCGUUUUUUCCAAACACAAACACUUUUAUAAGAAAAGCAAUCAUUUUUUUCUUCCCUGAAUGUAUUUCUAUUCAAAGAAAGGUGAACGUAGAAUAACACAUUUCUCUUCAACUAACAUGAAAUUUGUCCAUUUCAAAUAAGAAUGCUUUUCCAUUUACGUACGAAACAAGUGCCUUCGAAUCGUUACAUUCCUUCCGGAAUACCAUUUUUGAGAGAGCAACUUUUUUUCCAUUUGAAAAUUGUGCUUCCGACACACAUAGUCACAAAUUCAACAUUUUUCCAUUUUCUUUUGACAUUAUGUCCGCCGAUUUUUGUUCUACCUCUCAUAUUCACCCAAUUUUAUAUCACAAUGGCACCUUCAGAUCAACCUUAUAAAAAGCGGAUUAAAAAUAGGAAACACACACACACACACACAGUUUACUGAACUCAUUUCAAGUUAUAUUAAAGAAGAACCCGAAGAAGGAGUAGACAAAUUAAAAUCAAUUAUUAUUAUACAAGAUAAAAAAUCUAGUGUUUAAGAUAAGCUGUGGACCAUUUCCUAUGUCUAUAGCGCUCUAAUCACAUACCAUAAACUGUUUCAUUGAAAAACAGUAACGAUGCAUUUUUAACAAAAUCAAACUUCCAUACAGUGAAAUACAAUUGCAAAUAAAACAUUUUCUUUCCUUUCUUUUCCCUUGGAAUUUAAAUUUUGGUUCUGUUUUGUUGUUAUUGUUAAAGGAAAAAAAGAAAGAAAAAACAGAAAACCAAAACAUUCCUUCCGGACGGGAGAAAUUACGUAGAACAUACAACAACCUCUCUCGCACCUUGUCUCACCACUGUAAACUUUUGUUUAAAUUUGAUCAAAAUAAAAAUGAACUUUAUCGGAAUCACAAA